This is a messenger RNA of Drosophila kikkawai, 2004 nucleotides long. RefSeq lists its product as uncharacterized. Lineage: Eukaryota; Metazoa; Arthropoda; Insecta; Diptera; Drosophilidae. The record is from RefSeq and is a predicted model, not a curated record.
CAUAAAUCCCAGCAAACAUGGCUCUCUUAAUCUUUCUUUUACAUUUUAGAUAAAUUUCUUGCUUCUCCCAGUGCUUCUCCUGUAAAUACAUAAAGUAAUGAUCAUAUAUUAGUACUAAAGUCACAUCACAAACAUGGAGAAGAAGAAACCUACUCCCAAGAUCCAGAAUGAAGACCGACAGAAUUUUGUGGCUACCCGAAUGAGCCUUCCACUCUUUAUGGUUUCUCGUAACCGCAUUAGAAAAGAUAACUUGGCUAGUGUGGGUAAGCAGUUUAAGCUCGCCGGCCAGCAUUACAAUGUAGACUGUCGCAAGGAGAAUCACCUUGAGGCGGCCAGCAAUGCCACAUUUGAUCGCUACCGUCACAUCACGGGCUAUGACAAGCGGCCAGAGAAUCCGUAUCCGGAGAGGCGUCCCCUACGUGCCGAUCGUAGUAUGACCAAGUGGAGGAGCUGGCAAUUGCCACCGAAUCACUAUGGUGUGCCGCCGGAGCCCUUUCUCCGCCUGAGGGGCACCAAGGGUACCGUGUUCGCCAAGCCGCACACAAACCACAGCCGAGUGUCCAUCAAGCCGCCACCUUACCACUUUUAUGAAAUUCCGCCGGAAACCGAUCGAUUGUUCAACCGGGAGAACCAACAGAAGGGCAAGUUCCUGUCGAAUGCUCGUGAUCAGCGGCCGACCACUCGUGCCAUGAUCUCCAGUCUCUCUGGAUGCUAUCGCGAUCCCAUGGAUCCCGGGCCCUGCGAAACCCACACUGACUUUUAUGAACUGAAUGCGAAUGCCACACCCAUAACGAAGACGGCCAGUCCCAAUCCACACCUGUUCGGUCGGAGGUCCUGCGUGCCCGCACAGAUCAAUCAGAAGAUUCGGCGUCACAUCAGCAUGGAGCCGGCACCGGGUCGUUACACCAUUAGCUACCCGAACGUGUGUCCGUGUCCGGCGGGUAAGACUAGCGUUCCGGCUCUGCAGCUGCAAAUCGACAAACAGAAGAGGCUCAAGUUCCGGCGGCUGCCAUUCGAACGGAUUAGCCGAAAGACUCUCUGCGAGCCGGACUGGCGCCACGUGCCUGGGCAAGGACACCGGCACAUCUUCAUUAUGGGCCAGCGGGACAAACCGAAGCCACCGAAAAAGCCAUCAGCGGCUGCCUCCAAGAAGCCCGGCAAGCUAAUCGAUAUGUUCGCAGACUCCAAGUACAUGAACAUGAUCAACCAGCCCUAUCGCCACAACAUCUCCAUUCGGGUUCUUCCGGUACCGUCGUACGUGCCCAAGAUCACCUACAACUGUGCCGCCAAGCGUGUGGUGCGCAAGCAGCUGAAGAACAACAAGAAGAUAGCUUUUAACAGUGGCCAGGAGCGCUGGAAAGAUGCCGAGCGACCGAUGCAGCUGACCAACCGGCAGCUGGAUGCCAUCAAGGCCAAGCUUCCGGCGGAGCGGCGACUUAUAGACCAUCCCAUUGAUAUACCCGAAGACCUGACCAGCCGUCUGACUCAUGUGCCCGACCACCAGAGGGUCACCUAUAUGCCAAAGCUGCGCAAGCGGCUAUUCAAAUUCCUACCCAUUCCCACUGCCCGGGUCCUGGUCACCGAUAGCGACAUACGCCCGAAUAUAGUGUUCGAUCCGGAGAAACCGACCGGACUCUACCGGCGCAAGAUCGAGGAGUCCAUGUUCUUUAAGGACUCUGUGCUGCAGGCAAUGGAGAACAAGGAGAACGAACUGGGCGGAGGCACGAGCGUCAACACGUCGGCUUCGCAGUCUCAAAUGACAUCGGCCCAGACCUCCCAGGUGGACGUUUCGUUACGAAAAACCGGAUCCACACAGUCGGUUCAAGCUUAAAAUUGCUUCGGCGCUCUGCUUCACGUUUGUGCCAUUUUAAAAUCCUUUUCGUUUUUGAUUUAUGCUCCACGCUCGACCGAAUCCACGUGGCCAAGCACCAAGCGCCAAGAAAAGCGCAGAGAUGGUCGAGGGAAAGCAGCUGGAAAUACCUUAAAUAAAGAUGUGAAAAAUUA